CACAUUGUUUUUGAUAGUUUUGUAUCCAACUUACCAUUGUACUGAUUUACUAACUUGCAGAAAUUCACAUUUGCUGUACUAAUUAUGUAACUACAUAUAUAAAUAUAAAUAUGUAUAAAUAAAAUAUAAUUUUUUUUUUAUUAUUAUUUUGUAUGUCACUUUAAUAUAUAUUUUUAUUAUGUUGACACCAGCACUUAUUGAAAUUGUAAUUUUUUACUUGGUGAAUAAAGUUUCUAAAGUCUAAGUAAUUAUUGAAAUGAAUUAUUAGGGUGUUGCUGUAGAAAAUGUACUGUAAAAAAAAAAAAAAAAAAAAAAGAACACUAUAAAGUUCUGUUGAAACGCUGUCUUAGCUCUUAUAAGCUCCACCCUAAUUUGCAUGUGUCUGGGAUGUAAAGAGACUGGGAGACACUGUAAAGAGCUGAGAGACACUCUUGUGCUUCUUGGCAGCUGGACCAGACGCUCAAAGAGAGUGAGGGAAAGACAACUAGGAAACAUUUAAUAUAUUGUAGGUGGCAAAAUGGCCUGUAGACUGUCCAUUACAGAGGAGGAUUUCUACUGCCCUAUCUGCUGUGACAUCUUCAGGGAUCCAGUUCUCUUAGCCUGCUCUCACAGCAUCUGUAAUAACUGUGUGAAAACCUUCUGGAAUCGGCGAGGAAUUCAAGAGUGUCCCAUCUGCAGAACUGUGUCCUCCAACCCUGAUCCACCCAUAAACAUCGUGCUGAGAAACAUGUGUGUUCUGAUGAGAGAAGAAACAACUCAGGACCUUCCCGUAGAGACGGUGGGGUUCUGUAGUCUUCAUGGAGAACCUCUAACUUUCUUCUGCACUGAAGAUCAAGAACUAGUUUGUGGACAAUGCAGAAACGCUAAAUCACAUAAGAACCACCGCAUCCAUUCAACAACAGAGGCAUCACAGGACCUCAGGCAAGAGCUCCGGCUGAAACUAAAGGCCUUUCUGGAGAAACUUAGAGUCUAUGAACGAUUUAAACAGUCCUGGGAUGAAACAGCGGAGUACAUUAAGAGCCAGAGUCAGCACACCGAGACCCAAAUUAAGGAGGCGUUUGAAAAGCUUCACCAGUUUCUACAAAAUGAAGAGGCAGCCAGCAUGAAGGCACUGAAGAGGGAAGAAGAGCAGAAGAGUGAGAUCAUUAAAAAGAAGAUUGAGGAGAUUAGAUCAGGGAUGCUAUCUCUCUCACAUAUUAUUGAGUCCACUGAGGAACAACUAAGAAGGAAUGACUUCACGUUUCUUGUGAACUACAAGGCUACAAUUGAAAGAACAGAGUGUACACUGCGGGAUCAGACCAGCCCUUCAGGAAUGCUCAUCGAUGUUGCAAAACAUGUGGGUAACAUAAUCUUUGAAGUGUCAAAAAAACUACAAGCCAACGUUCGAUACACCCCAGUAACCCUUGACCCCAACACCGCCCAUCCUUAUCUGGUCGUGUCGGAUGAUCUGACCAGUAUAACUUACACUGAUGAGCAAUUCCACCAGCUUCCAGCAAACCCAGAGAGAUUUGACGGCUACACAAGCAUUCUUGGUUCGGAGGGCUUUGAGUCAGGGUCUCACUGCUGGGACAUCGAGGUAGGCACCAGCACAGCCUGGGCCGUGGGAGUGAUCACAGAGUCGGCAUACAAAUGCAGACAGACCCCCUCCAAGACGGGCUUGUGGUAUGUGGGCUUCUGCAAUGGUAAAUACGGGAAGGGCUAUUCUCCAGAGAUUCGGUCCCUUCUACGGGUGAGCCAGAGAAUCCAGAGGAUCAGGGUGCAGCUGGACUGGGACAAGGGCAAAGUCAUUUUCACAGACUCGGGCCGUAAUAUUGGUCUGCAUGUGUUUAAACACACGUUCACUGAGAGAGUAUUCCCUUACUUUUAUAAUCACUGUAUGCAACAUCCGCUGAGGAUCAUACCAGUAAAAACAACUGUGGAAGCACACAUUUAAAACCAAUACAACUUUUAAUCUGGUGAAGUUGAUAGGUUAGCAGUGAUAUCAGUUAUGAAUUAAUCCUAAGGAGAGAGUAGUAUAUGAAUUAAGCCCUGGCUAUACUUCGGGGGUUUUUACGCGUACGCUAGUGUAAGCGCACAGUUGAACACACAGCCUUGGAAAGUGUACUUCAUUUGACUCGUACACAUACACAGGCAUUCGAUGCAUGUGCAGUUUUAAGCAAUCUCUUGCCACAAGUUACACCCCAUGUAAACAUCUUUGUAUUUUUUCAUGCUAGAGUUGUACAAAUGAGGGUACUUUCUAACCUCUUCGCACAAUCUCUCGUCUAUGUAAGCCUCCAUUGUCACGGUAGUUUGCGUGUGUUCCUGUCUGUUCUGUUUAUGCAGUUUUUCUUUGACUUCCUUGUGAAUCAACGCCCCCAGGGCACGGUUGCCACCUUGUGGAUAAACUAUUUACUGCAAAAAAAUUAAUUGCGCAUGUGCGACCUGGGCGUACAAGUACGUGCGGUUGAAAAAAAUCCGGCGGUGCGCGCACUGUAUGCUGAACCUCGCGUACACGUAAAAAGUGAACUAUACUUUUGGCUUUACAGUACUGCAAUAAAACAUUUCUGACAUGACUGCAAUAUUCAAUCCACCUACAAAGACUAUUUUAACCAGAAUCAUUGUUGUUUUUUGGAGUAAAGCAUGCUUACAAGUGGAUAUACUAUUUUGUUUUUUGUUUUUUACACAUUUUGUUUUUGGGGUCUACUAGAAUAGGUUUUCAUGUUUGAAUGUUCAAAAUAUACAUUACUUUUCACAUAUUUUACAGCACCUCUCUUCCCAGUCUGUCAGUAAUGCUCUGUUUAGUUCCUGUCUCUAUGAAGACCCUCCUUCCGAAAAGCGCAAUGUGUUCUGAUUGGUCAGCUGGACCAGUGUGUUUUGAUUGGUCAACCGCUUCAAGCGUGUUUCGGAAAUGUUACACCCCUUACCAUAACUGCAUCAUAGCAUAAUAUGCUUGUAUGCGGUUCCGUAGUAUGCUAGUACUCAGAACUACAUGCUGGCUAAUACUCUUAUUAUUUCUGCCAAAUAAAGGUAUGGUAAAAGUAGUACGAAUGGUAUACUAGUAUGUGGUUCUAAAUGCAGCAAGCAUCUCUUGGACAUGGCAACAACACACUGCUAAAACAACUGAACCCAGCCUCGCCCCUUUUUCUUUUUCUUUUUUGCAUAUGCCUUGGAUGGGAAUUGUACAUGAGGAAUAUUAUGACAUGUAUAUGUUACCAGAAGAAAACUCAAGGCGUUUGAUUGUGUACAUUGUAUACAGUUCAGAAACAGGGUUUCUGAUAUAGAGAAUAACUCCUUUUGCACUGACUUUGUGCUUUGUAACCUUACUGAUCUUUUUCAUGAUCAAACGGCAACAUUACACGCUAAAGAACGUUGAAAAUGUAAAAAAAAAAAGAAAGAAAAAAAAGCAUAACUUACGUAUGCCACACACACACAGUAUAACUUACACAAUAUUACACACUAAAGAACGCUGAAAAUGUAAAAAAAAAGAAAGAAAAAAAAGCAUAACUUACGUAUGCCACACACACACACACACACACACACACAAAAAAACUAAAAAAAUAAAAAACGUAUGCCACUCCCACAUGCGUCAAAGUAGCCGGAGCAACUUUUCUCUAUUUACAGAUAUGAUGAGACACGCAUGGACAAGUGACGCAAGUAUAUGCAAUUUUGCGUGAAAGGCAUCCCACUCAGCCUAAAAUAUAAACACUUAUAACGGGCUCACCAUAGUGAAUAAGGGUAAGAAAAAUCUCGUUUUGGAAGAAGGAUUGGUGGUGUAUUGACUCUUAAUUUUGUUAAUUUUGAACAAAAAAAAGUUACAUAGUGCACCUUUAAGAUUGCUUAAGAUUUUCAGAGAAUUUUAUUUUGUAAAUAAAGCUCACUAAAUGAAAU
Messenger RNA from Ctenopharyngodon idella (grass carp), 3867 nucleotides. RefSeq names its product tripartite motif containing 35-30 (gene trim35-30). The transcript has 6 exons. NCBI's taxonomy places the organism in Eukaryota, Metazoa, Chordata, Actinopteri, Cypriniformes, Xenocyprididae. Gene Ontology annotation, molecular function: zinc ion binding; protein binding. The coding region runs from base 518 to 1933 and encodes 471 amino acids. The record is from RefSeq and is a predicted model, not a curated record.